GCGCGCGUUCUGUACUGUAGCCUCAGCUUGUUUCUUUGAAAGGGUAAAUACGCGCCGCGUUCAUUCCUCACUUGCAUCAUCUCUGUCUGAGGGGACAGAGCUCAAAAUAUUUUCUUUAUUUGCACUACUGUUCACCAACAAACAUAGGCAACGGUUCUGUUUCGCCCAACAACAUUAGAAACGCCAAGCUUGCUUCGAAGACUCCACCUGUCCCAGCAUCAUCUGAAUGAGAUUCAGCACAGCUUCUGAGUGGACAAAACCUUCUCCAGGUCAAGAAAUAUUUGGAAACAAGAUGGUAGAAUCCCGCGAAUAUCUGACCCGUUAGAACGUCCUGGUCUGGUUAAGUCCUUUCCACCAUCACCUGCUCCGAAUCUUCUAAAGACCAGUAGAAUGGACGAGCAGAGGUGCUCUCUUCCGCCUCCUCUCAAAACAGAGGAAGAUUACAUUCCAUAUCCCAGCGUCCAUGAGGUAUUGGGUCGUACAGGCCCUUUACCACUCAUUCUGCUGCCCCAGUUUGGGGGUUACUGGAUUGAAGGGACCAAUCAUGAUUUAGGCUCCUCCUCCACAGCAGAGGAACUGCCCCCUUGUCCCGCAUCACAGGUUAAACUGGAGACAAACAGCAUAGCCAAGAUCUACAGGAAACACUUCCUGGGCAAGGAGCACUUUAAUUAUUACUCAGUGGACAGUGCUCUGGGCCACCUGGUCUUCUCGGUGAAGUAUGAUGUGAUUGGAGACCAGGAGCACCUUCGACUGUUGCUUAGGUCAAGGUUUAAAACUUACCAUGAUGUGAUACCAAUUUCUUGUCUGACCGAGUUCCCUAAUGUUGUGCAGAUGGCGAAGCUUGUCAGUGAAGAGGUGAAUGUGGACAGAUUUUAUCCCGUCUUAUACCCAAAGGCAUCCAGACUUAUUGUGACCUUCGAUGAGCAAGUCAUCAGCAACAACUUCAAGUUUGGAGUCAUCUACCAGAAAUUUGCGCAGACAUCAGAAGAGGAACUAUUCGGAAACAAUGAGGAAAGUCCAGCUUUUGUUGAGUUUCUGGAGUUCUUGGGAGAGAAGAUUGAACUUCAUGAUUUUAAAGGCUUUCGUGGAGGCCUGGAUGUGACACAUGGUCAGACUGGAAUUGAGUCAGUCUACCACAACUUCCACAAUAAAGAGAUAAUGUUCCACGUGUCCACUAAGCUGCCAUACACUGAAGGUGAUUCCCAGCAGCUCCAGAGGAAGAGGCAUAUAGGAAAUGACAUUGUGGCUAUUGUGUUCCAAGAAGAAAAUACACCAUUUGUUCCCGAUAUGAUUGCAUCAAAUUUCCUUCACGCUUAUGUAGUGGUUCAAGUGGAGAACGCCUGCACUGAUAAUGUCCUCUAUAAGGUAUCUGUGACGGCUAGAGAUGAUGUGCCUUUCUUUGGACCAGCCCUCCCAGACCCGGCUGUCUUUAAAAAGAGUCCAGAGUUUCACGAGUUCCUCUUGACCAAACUGAUCAAUGCUGAAUAUUCCUGCUAUAAAGCAGAGAAGUUUGCCAAGCUGGAGGAGAGGACACGUUUUGCUCUGCUGGAGACUUUAUAUGAGGAGCUACACAUGAACAGCCAGUCCAUGAUGGGACUGGGAGGAGAUGAUGACAAACUGGAGAAUGGAGGAGGAGGCAGCAGUGGCUUCUUUGAGUCUUUCAAGCGAGUAAUCCGAAAUAGAAGUCAGUCUAUGGAUGCCAUGGGCCUCAGUAACAAGAAACCACACACCGUCUCCACGAGCCACAGCGGAAGCUUUACACACAACCCUCCAGACAACCCCAAAACACCCGGCAUUUCCUUGAUUAUUCCCGGGAAAAGCCCAACCCGUAAGAAAUCUGGUCCAUUUAGUUCCAGGAGGAGCAGUGCCAUUGGGAUUGAGAACAUACAAGAAGUUCAAGAGAGAAGCAGUCGGGAUGUGUCCCCGAGUCCACAGAGGACAUCUGACGGUGGACACACCACUCAGGACCUCAGAUUAGACAACUCGUCCAGUCAGAGCUCACCUGAGAUGCAGAUCACUAAGAUUGGUUCGGCCCUGUGCUGUCGAGCUCCCUCGAUCCCAGAGUCUCAGGAUCUGUCUCGCUCCUCGUCCAAUGCCAGUAGCUUCACCAGCGUGGUGGAGGAGAACGAGCAGGAACAUGAAGCGACAGAGGACUAUGACACAGGACUGGAGAGUCUCUCUUCAGCCGGUACGCCUCACAAACGAGAUUCGUUUUCAUACAGCGGCGUGUGGUUGGAAGACGGCCCUGGCACUACUAGUCAGAGCAGUUCACACGGUCCCCUUCAACAGCAAUCUGAACCUCGUCCUAAAACAGAGAGACAGCACUCGAACUGCUAGCUGUCCUGUAGGCUGUAGAUGACUUCGUGGAUGUCCAUCAACAGCAUUUUCAUAAGCAGCCCUCUGCAGCAGAUGCUCAAAGUGAGUCCUGAGGGGAGACCGAUGUGAACAGCCUGGAGGCGUACAGUCAGGCAUGUGUGCAUCAGAGUAUCAGCGCGCUCUUGUAAGGACUCGACCCCCUUAUCUUCUAUCAUGUGGCUGUUGGUGUGUAGGCAAAAUAGCAAACCUGCCUGGCUUGUGUUGAAGGCAGAAGAAGAACAGAGAAGAGCUGCCAGCAGGUGAUGAAUCACGCAUGAUUAUGGCCUUAUCAUAGGCUUGCUUGCUUUCUUUCUUUCUUUCUUUCUGUCCACAGUGGCCCUCAUUGUGUGGGUUUGGGUUUUAUUUGUCAUAUAUUUAUUUAUUUAUUGAGUAGAUCUUUUAGUAACGGGGGUGGUAAGCUGUCACAAGCUUUUGGCAUCUUUCAGAAUAACAAAUGAGGUUCAACCUAAACCCAUCAUGCUUAAAAUACACAUGAACCUGCGAAGCACUGUAAUACACAUCUAUGUGUGGUUCUGUUUUGUCGCCUUUUGUGUAAUGAUGUUGAAAAAUGAAUAUAGGUAAACGUUAAAUGUUGUUCUUCAGAGUAGUUCUCUAUCUUGUUGUGUCGAGCACCCAAGACAUUUCCAGUCCCGUCCAAUAAAUGAAGCGUGGGCAUUAUAAUUUAUGAUCAAAUGAAUAGACCAAGUGUGAGAUGCUGUAUACUUUUUAAAUAGUAUUUAUUAAGAUUAUGCUGUUUUACUGAUCAACAUAUUUUGUAUGGCCACAGCUGUUUGUGGUCAAAUUGUCACGUGUGUGAACUGUACACUAAUGUAGUAGCCUCAUGUUUGUAGUUUUAUGUUUUAAAGCUAGCAGUGCAGUCUCUCAACUCCACUAUAUUGAAGUCCUGAAAACCUUUUAGUUUAUAUGACAGGUGAGCAAUAUGAAUGUAAAACUGGUGGAUAUGAAUUAUGGAAAACACUAGAUCAGAAUAUAUUCAUCUGAUGCUUUAUGUUCAAUAGCAAAUGUUGGGCAUUUUAUUUUGUUUUCAAACACAAAUGUGUUUUAUUGAUUACAAACAAAAAUGCCCAUUUUAGAUUAGAUAAUCAAAAUAAUAUUUUAGCUUUUAAACAUAGCACUACGGUGUUAAUGCUUUCCCAUUCAUCUCAAUGGCUUAUCAGAUACAAUUUUUUUUUUUUUUUUUUUUUUUUUUUUUUGAGUCAGUCACUUGAGCCAUAAAUGUGAUGGAUUAUUUUGAGCAACUAUCCUAAGCUGCGACAUUAAAACAAAAAGAAAGUCAUUGGAAAAAUAUCAACUCAAAUUUCUGUAUGAUGCAUAUUUUAAAGAAUACUAUGGUAUCACUAUCAUCAGAAAGAUGGCAUUACCACAAUUUCAUGCUCAAAAACAUGAAAAUACCUAGGUACUUUUUUGUAUGACUAAUUUCCAAUUUCGCUUCUUGUUUGAAGAGCUUUUUUUCUUAUAAAUAAUGCUGUUUGGAUGAUUUCAGGGGUGAUGCUUCUAAAAGUUUCUGGAAAAGUGACAAUAUUUUAGGCUGGCUGAAUCCAUACUCGAGCUGUGUCAGAGCCCUAAGUCUCUGCUGAUUGGUCAAACUGUACAUAAUGUGUUUGCACAUGCUAGAAACAUGAAGCACAAACUUGUUCCAAACAAACACCGACUGCUUUCUGCAAGUGAAUGUGUUCUCCUUUACAAGUGCUUAUUAUGCUACUUUUAUGAAAUGUUUCACUGUAAAUAAAUUUUCUCCUUUUUUGUAAUAUAACAAAAUAAAUUGUUUAAUAAAGAUCAGAA
This is a messenger RNA of Carassius carassius (crucian carp), 4158 nucleotides long. RefSeq names its product rap1 GTPase-activating protein 1-like. Gene Ontology annotation, biological process: activation of GTPase activity; regulation of small GTPase mediated signal transduction. The transcript is spliced from 24 exons. NCBI's taxonomy places the organism in Eukaryota, Metazoa, Chordata, Actinopteri, Cypriniformes, Cyprinidae. Gene Ontology annotation, molecular function: GTPase activator activity. The record is from RefSeq and is a predicted model, not a curated record. Bases 391 to 2337 code for a protein of 648 amino acids. Gene Ontology annotation, cellular component: cytoplasm.